Miniopterus natalensis is the source of this 965-nucleotide messenger RNA. RefSeq names its product taste 2 receptor member 1 (gene TAS2R1). Gene Ontology annotation, biological process: sensory perception of taste; G protein-coupled receptor signaling pathway; detection of chemical stimulus involved in sensory perception of bitter taste. The record is from RefSeq and is a predicted model, not a curated record. Gene Ontology annotation, cellular component: membrane. Gene Ontology annotation, molecular function: bitter taste receptor activity; G protein-coupled receptor activity. Lineage: Eukaryota; Metazoa; Chordata; Mammalia; Chiroptera; Miniopteridae.
AUGUUAGAGAUUUACAUCAUCGCCCAUCUUAUUUUUUCAGUGAUACAGUUUCUUGUAGGAAUUUUAGCAAACGGCAUCAUUGUGGUUGUGAGCGGCACAAACUUGAUCAAGCAGAGGAAGAUGGUGCCCUUCGACCUCCUCCUGUGCUGCCUGGCAGUGUUCAGGAUCUGUCUCCAGAUGGCCAUCACCUAUAUGAAUCUGGCUACUUUUUUCUUGGUUGAAUUCACUCUGGUUCCUGGGAAUUUUAUAAUUUUCAUGUAUGUACAUGAAUCAGAACUGUGGCUCGCCACAUGGCUCAGCGUUUUCUACUGUGCCAAGAUCGCCACCAUCGCUCACCCACUCUUCUUUUGGUUGAAGUUGAGGAUCUCCAAGUUGAUGCCAUGGCUGAUUUUGGGGUCCUUGCUAUAUACAGCUCUCAAUUCUAUCUUCCAAAGUAAAGAUAGAUGGAUUAUUUCCCAAAAUUUCUGGCUGAGCUUUUUCUCCGCAAAUGCAACCACUCAAAUCAAAGACAUAUCUGUGUUACAGUUUGCUCUCUUUGCCAUUGAGGCCUCAUUGCCCUUACUUAUCUUUGUCAUCUCUGCUCUUCUCGUGAUAUUUUCCCUGGGGAGGCACACCCAGCAGAUGAUGAACACAGCGACGGGCCCCAGGUACCCCCGCGUGAGUGUCCCCAUCAGCGCCCUCCUGUCCACCCUGUCCUUCCUGGUCCUCUAUCUCUCCCAGUACAUGAUGGUUGCUUUAGUCUUCUCUCAAAUUCUCAAGAUCCCAAACUUCAUCUUUCUGUUCUGCAUGUUGACGUUUAAUUCAUACCCUUCUGUACACUCUGUUAUCUUAAUUUUAGGAAAUCUUAAGCUGAAACAAAAUGCAAAGAAGUUCCUCCUUCACAGUAAAUGCUGUCAGUGAGAGAGAACUUUGAUCCAUCCAAGAAACCCACGGCUUUAUGAGUUAACAGUGCCUGUCCUGCCUCU